Molecule: messenger RNA, 351 nt
Organism: Venustampulla echinocandica
Lineage: Eukaryota; Fungi; Ascomycota; Leotiomycetes; Helotiales; Pleuroascaceae
Exons: 1
Coding region: 1-351 (116 amino acids)
Source: RefSeq, a predicted model, not a curated record
AUGAUUUGGCCCGGCAACUUCAAUUCUCAGGAUAGCUACAUUUUGGAUUCGGUAGCCCGAGAGUCCACAGUCCCUGUUUUCGGAGCUAUAGCAGUUUUAGCGAAAUACGUCCCUGUUGCUGGUAUUGAAGAUAUGGAUGUGCGUGCGAAGUUUGAGACGAGUGAUGAGCCACAAACUGCCAUUGUGGAAGUGGUUAGAAGUGUGGUAAAUGGAUGGGAAACAACCUCUAUUUGGGGAUUUGAGGAAGUAGAGGGUGAAAGGCGUUAUGUCAGACAUAGCCUGACGAAGAAGGGGGAUCAGGAACUAAAAUUGAGGUUUGUUUAUGAUUUUAUUUCGGAACUUGAGAAUUGA